AUGGUGGACUGGAGGAGAGUGGCGGCGGCGGCGGCGGCGACGGUGCUGAUCAGCAUGGCGGCAGUUGGGACGCUGAUGGCAACGAAGCCGACGGUGCUAGAGCAAUUCGUCUAUCAGACCCAGGUGGAUCCUAGCAAUCAGGUCUUCUCCUACUCGACUUCUGUCGCACCUGAGAAGGGGAACUUCGUCUACUCCACCACCAUGGAGCCUUCGCAGCAAGUACAUACAUACAGCACUCAGAUGACCUCACAGCCCUCCACAUUCACCUACUCUACCACGUACCAGGAGCAACCUUCCUCGUUCACCUACUCGACGAUGGUUCAGCCGGAGCAGACUCAGUUCACCUACACUGGAACUCCCACGGGUCAAGGAGCCGGUUUCAAUACCUACAUCGCGCAACAGGUUGAUCCCAAGACGAUUGUGAAUGGCUACGUACAACCUCAAGCGUCCAAUGAAGAAUGGUACACUGUCCCCAUCGGGUCCCUCCAUCCCCUCGACGUUGCUGGAACUCCUGGCCUAGGUAACGUGGAGAGCGUCAACCCUGACGGAACCGCCCGCGCGAUGGCCCCGCUGACCCUCUCAGGGGAGCGAGCAGACGGGACUGUGAGCACUGAGGAUGCUCGAGGGAGACGGAUGGGCCUGAAGGAGCAGAGGGGGCGGGAGGAGCAGCUCCUGCAAGUGCCGGACAAGUCGAGGGAGAUGGAGCGAAUUUUCCGGACGCCGGUGGACCAGGUGGCGUCGUUGACGGCGAAGGAGAGAACAAUGUGGGCGAAGCAUGUGAUUGCGGAGGUAAAGAGAGCUAAGUGGCUGAAGAAUAUUGCAACCUUGUCGAUCGCGCAGGUCAAGAAACUUUCUCCUGCUGAUCAGAAACUCUGGGCAAAAGCGACUUUGAAGCAAGCGAACCUACAGUGGGCCAACUCUGCAUCGCAUCUCGUGCACAAGGAGCUCAGCUCUAAGAAGGGCCCAGCUGCUGCCCACCAAGGCCCUGGGGUGAUGUCAGGGCAGAGGGUGAAGUCGCGAGAGGGGCAGAAGGGGGUGGUAACGUCUCGGCCCGAUAUGUUCGGAAUGCCCGACCUGAGCGGCCCCUGGUCCUCUAAGUCCAACAAACUCCCCAGCUCGCUCGCCGAGAUCAACUCGUCGCUGCGAACGGACACGCCGUGCGGUGUGGAGUGCAUGAGGAGAGCAGAGGAAGCGGCGAGAUCCAUGCUCCCGACGUCGUGAGAACUUGAGAUGAAAAUAAACUAGAAACAACCUUG
Guillardia theta CCMP2712 is the source of this 1256-nucleotide messenger RNA. RefSeq lists its product as hypothetical. The coding region runs from base 1 to 1221 and encodes 406 amino acids. NCBI's taxonomy places the organism in Eukaryota, Cryptophyceae, Pyrenomonadales, Geminigeraceae. The transcript has 19 exons. The record is from RefSeq and is a predicted model, not a curated record.